GGCAUCUUCAACUCUACGCCAUAAUUAAGCAGCAGAGCAUCCAUAGUUUCCCUUUUUCUGUUCGACACCAUCAUUGCCUAUUUGCCUUGCCUGCCCUGGCCCUGCCCUUUUAUUCAUUCCAACCCACGCACGCGUUCCUUCAAUUCCAGAUUUCCUCCACACCCAUUAAUUCUCGCUCUCCUCAACAUAAUAAGAUCAUGAAAACAGAGCAUCAUGCUUUUGCCGCUCUAGCCAGAUCCAGCAGCUGCAAGCACAGCUCCGGGAAGAUAGUGCCUUCCAGUUAUUAUUACCAGCGCUCCACUUCUCAUGCUAUCUCGGAGGACAUUUCUGAUAGAACCCUGAUCGGGAGCGGCGGCGGCGGCGGAAGCUCUCCUGUUGAUUUCCGCCGGCUGGGCAAGAUUACGCGGAUAAAUGGAGUCUCUGCUCUUCUCAGGUCGUUUUUGAGUCUUAUAUCUUUCCCGGCUGCGUGUCGUUGGCUUCACUUGCCAACACGGGUUUCGGUAACGGCGCCGCCUCUCGGCCGAAAAGUAGCUGGGACGCUGUUCGGCCACCGGAGAGGCCACGUAAGCUUCACCGUCCAGGACGACCCCCGGUCCGACCCGGCCCUUGUCAUCGAGCUGCCCGUCACGACGUCGGCGUUGGUCAAGGAGAUGUCGUCCGGGCUAGUCCGGAUCGCGCUGGAGUGCGAGAAACCCGUGCCGUCUCCGACCGCUCGAGGGCAUGCAGUGAAGCUUUUCCAGGAGCCGGUGUGGACUAUGUACUUGAACGGUAGGAAGUGCGGGUACGCGCAGUCGCGGGCUUGCACGGCGUCCGACUGGCACGUGCUGAGCACCAUGCAGAGCGUGUCAGUGGGGGCGGGUGUGAUUCCAGUGGUGGAAGACGGCGGAAAAGGCGGCGGCGUAGCGGAGGGGGAGCUUCUGUACAUGAGGGCACGGUUUGAGCGAGUCGUAGGGAGCCGAGACUCGGAAGCGUUUUACAUGAUGAACCCGGAAGGCAACGGUGGGCCUGAACUCAGUAUAUUUCUUCUCAGGAUAUAAUUAAUAAAUUGUCAAAUACUUGUACUAAACUUAGGAAAUAAGAACACUUUCAUAGAUCUUUGUUGACAAUUAAUGACGACGACUACUGUAGUUUUGGAAACACUAGCAUAUACGGAGUAUACAUGAUUCUACUCCGAUCCAUACAAGGCUGUGAGUCAUUUUGAUUUAUAAUUAAUACAGUCUCAAGUCUUUUAAAGAUAGCUUAAGUCGUCUUUCUUCAAAUCCACUUUGCCAUACAAC
Messenger RNA from Cuscuta europaea, 1277 nucleotides. NCBI's taxonomy places the organism in Eukaryota, Viridiplantae, Streptophyta, Magnoliopsida, Solanales, Convolvulaceae. The record is from the annotation of a GenBank genome assembly.